This is a messenger RNA of Loxodonta africana (African savanna elephant), 4418 nucleotides long. RefSeq names its product MAX dimerization protein 4 (gene MXD4). Gene Ontology annotation, molecular function: DNA-binding transcription factor activity, RNA polymerase II-specific; protein dimerization activity; RNA polymerase II cis-regulatory region sequence-specific DNA binding. The transcript has 7 exons. Bases 75 to 908 code for a protein of 277 amino acids. NCBI's taxonomy places the organism in Eukaryota, Metazoa, Chordata, Mammalia, Proboscidea, Elephantidae. The record is from RefSeq and is a predicted model, not a curated record. Gene Ontology annotation, biological process: regulation of transcription by RNA polymerase II.
GAGCGUGCCGGAGCGUGCCGGGCCGGACAGGCCGCCGCCGUCCCGGGAGCGCGGCGGGCGGCGGGCGCGUGAGGAUGGAGCUGAACUCCCUGCUGAUUCUGCUGGAGGCGGCCGAAUACCUGGAGCGCAGGGACCGAGAGGCCGAGCACGGCUACGCGUCGGUGCUGCCUUUCGACGGCGACUUCGCCAGGAAGAAAACAAAGGCGGCCGGCCUGGUGCGCAAGGCCCCGAACAACAGGUCUUCACACAAUGAACUAGAAAAGCACAGUGUAGGGGUGGGUGUCCGGAUCCAAGCCGAAUCCUCCCUGGCCUGCUCCGGGGAGUUUUGGCACUCGGCCAGUUCUCCGUAUCCUGCUUCCACCCCCAUGUCUGCGUCCACACCAGGGCCAACUUCCGCUCCCCCGGGAUUCUGGCCUCUGGCUGGGCGGGCGCUGGGCAGGGACAGGACACUGUGUUCUCUGGAGGAGCUUGUACGAGCCAAGCUCAGGCUCUAUCUGGAGCAGCUCAAGCAGCUGGUGCCGCUGGGCCCCGACAGCACGCGCCACACCACACUGAGCCUGCUGAAGCGUGCCAAGAUGCACAUCAAGAAACUGGAGGAGCAGGACCGCCGGGCACUGAGCAUCAAGGAGCAGCUGCAGCGUGAACACCGCUUCCUGAAGCGGCGCCUGGAGCAGCUGUCAGUGCAGAGCAUGGAGCGUGUGCGCACAGACAGCACGGGCUCGGCCAUCUCCACGGACGACUCUGAGCAAGAAGUAGAUAUAGAGGGCAUGGAGUUUGGCCCCGGCGAGCUGGACAGUGUUGGCAGCAGCAGUGACGCAGACGACCACUACAGCCUGCAGAGUGGCGGCUGCAGCGAUGGCAGCUACGGGCCCCACUGCCGGCGGCCUGGCCGCCUUGGCCUCUCGUAGGCCCGGUGCCCUCGGCCUGCCUGCCUGCCUGCCUGCCUGGCCAAGCAUUCAGCCCUCCAGACCUCCCUGUGACCGAUGCCAGCCUUCUCACGGCCCACUGCUGUGCCAUUCUGGAAGCCCCAGCUGCCACCUGGGCUGCCUGCCGACCGCCUGCCUGCCAGCCAGGGCCCACCGAGCCGCCCGCCCCUUCCGGCUGGGCAGGGCCCCCUGCAGGGAGGCAGGGCCCUGCUCCCCCAUCCCAGGGAGCCCAGCGUAGCCGCCCACGGUCUGUUCUCAGAAUCCUAAUCAUUCCGGAAGUAUUAAAUAUCAUUGCUGCAAACUUCGACGGGCACCGUGUGACGGGCUUAAUGACCACCCCAAUCCCGGAUCCCAGGAGAAAGGAGUGGACCGAGGAAGGGAGGAAGAGCGGCUCUCUGUUCGUCCAUCCGUCCGUCUGUUGGUCCACAUAGGCUCCUAAGCCAUGGACAGAGGGGACCAUGAAGGGCGGGACUCGGGUGAGCACCCUGGGGCAGGAGGGCGGAGAGGGGUCUUCCCUUCCCACACUUGCAGUUCUCAGAAGCUGGGCUGGGCUCUUGGGCAUGCUGGCCCCCACCCCAACAAGCUGGGCAGCUUCCGCUCUUUCAGGAGUGGCUGGUGACAGUAGCACUGUCAGACGCACACACGCAUAUGCCUAGGCGUACACGCACGCAUACCCGCAGGCACACACCUGAACCCAGAGCUGCCAGGACCCAGAGGCACGUGUCCUGGGGCGUUCAGCCUUCAGAGAUCACCUGGGCGGUACUGGCCCCCUGCCUCAUUUGGCUCCCCCUCCCACCGUCAACCCACCAGAUAGCCCCGCUUGUCUAAACAGGGGAAGGGGGCUUCUCUUCCCAGGCGGAGCUGGUGGAGCGGGUUGUGGGCAGAUUGUAGCCACCAGGUCCUUGGGGGGCUUUCUCAUCUCCCUCUCAAUAAGCAAAAAAAAAAAAAAAAAAUGCUGCACCACCCAGCUGUCCCCUUGAGGGGGCGGGGAGCUCCCAGGUCCUGCCUGUGGCAGCCUGCACUGGGAGAGAGGCUUUUCCCGAAAAAGCAAAAAAGAGAAACGUUUUUAAAAACACAGCACGAAAGACCCUUGGCCAAGUGACUUUGGUGCGUGCCGCCUAUUUUUCCUGUGCGAGAUUUUUGUAUUCUAUUUUCCUAGCCAUCGUCACGUCCUUGUUUGCGGAGGGGUGGGAGUGGCCCCGCAUCUCAGGGACUCACGUCAGUCUCCGUUGUCCUAGUGUGCCUUGUGCCCCGUGUGCCGCCCACCCUAGCCAUCGCCAUCUCCUUCAUGGCGCCCACUCCUCCCUGGCCCCCUCUGGGCUGAAGUUGAGGGGGGACUAGGCAGGCGCAGCAGCCGCUCCCAGCAGGCCAGCCUCUCUUUGGAGAGGAGGGCCCCCUGGACCAUGCCAGGUCCUGUUUGGGCAGUGUGGCUUCUUGCUGUAACCUGGCGGGAGGGCUAUAACCUGGCCCUUGGUUUCAUCUUCCUUUGGAGCCCUGGUGGUACAGUGGUUAAGAGCUCAGUUGCUAACCCAAAGUCCGGCAGUUCGAACUGACCAGCCACCUGUUGGAAACCCUACAGGGCAGUCCUAUUCUGCCCUGUAGAGUUGCUAUGAGUUGGAAUUGACGGCAAAGAGUUUGUUGUGUCUGGGGAGAAAGGCCUUCUGGGCUGGGAGCUUGCUAACCAGAGAAGUUGCUUCUCAGCCAUUCACCCGGCUCACCCCUACUCCCUCUGGCCUGGAGUGAGGCUCCAGGUUUCAGACGUUGGCAGCUGAUGAAGACAACCAUUCCCCAGGUGGUGCCAGCCUGAGCACUAGGAGGCUUCCACUGGCCUCUGCCGUGCCCCCCUCCCCCCCGUCUGUGUCCCCAGGGACCCAGAUAGCAAUACUUAAGUGGCAGGGACGGGGCUGGCACACAGCAGCUCCUGCCACCUCCUCUGGUGCAUUGUGACCAAUUUCCAAAUCAUGGGGCAAAGUGAGUGUUUAUUUUCUAUCACACCAGCUGACCCCCCGCGACGGGUGGUCUCCUGAGGCAGAAAGGGGUUCCUGGAACCAGCUCUGGCACAGAACCUGCUCUAGUGGGGUUCGAGAUGGUAGGCGGAGGCAGGGUGGACCCUGGAAGGGUUGGGGAGAUUGUCCACACAUCUGCUGGGUGGUUGUGAGGGGAGCUUCUCUGCCUGCAUCUCCUACCAGCUCCUGGGCGGGGGGGGUCGGGGUGCUCCAAAAGGGGCUUCUUCUAUCAGUAGGCCCCAGUGUGGCCACAGAGCCCCAGUACUUAAGGACCUGCUCAGGAGGGAGAACUCCAGGGCCCCUAGGUUAAUCUGUGUUUUGAACUUUUAAAGCAUCUUCCCUCCUCUCCCCGACACCCAGGGAAGGUCUGCUCCCACCUCUGGCCAGCAGGAUCCAGCCUGGGAACCAGCUGUGGCCCCUCGGCAGACAGUCCUGGCAGCUUGGCCAGGGGCUUUUCCUGUCUUUGUUCUCAUCUGGGCUAGGAAGUGGGCUAUUGUUGACCACAGGGAUACAGGGCUGUAGCCUGGGAUGCCCCCUCCUCACCAUCAGCAGAAUUGUGAGUGGAGCUGGCCCUGGGCCCUUGCCUUCCCUGCUCAGAGCCGAGGUGUGUGUGUUUGGGGAGGGGGGCCCAUGGCCAGGAGUCUGGUGCUAGGAGUUACUUGAACAUCCAUCCCUCCUGGCUCCUGGCCAUUUGCACAGGUUGUCCACGGCUGAUGGCCACGGGGACCCAGAGGGGCCAUACUGAGGCGACGUUGGGUGGUUCUGAGCAUACCCAAGUGUCGUGUCUAUAGAAAGCAGAGGACCAGAACAGGCCACUGGAGGUACUUGUACCCCCUCCUUGUGUGCCCUUUCAUGCACACGCUUGCCCCUGUGACACUCUGUGGCCAAGAUUCUGGAAACCCGGGCUCGGAUUUGGGUACUCUGACCAUUGCUGGGAGGUGGCUCCCACACACCAGGCCACCACUGACCAGGUGCAGGUGCCCCACUGGCUGAGGGGAAGGGUCUGCAAGAGGGUGGUGCUCCCCACGGAGCCCACCUCGGCAGACCUCCCCCCCGCCGGCCCGUCUCUGGAUGCAGGGUCUCAGCCUGCUUUCCUGGACUGCCAGAGCUGCUGGCCGAGCUAUGGACAUGGGGUCUCAUCCCCUCUACCCCCACAAGGUCCCUGUCCACUGGGCCAGGCAGGCUGCCCCUCCAUCCCCCCGCCUCUCUUUGGGUCAGCUAACCUGGGCCCUCCCCACCACCCUGCCCAGAGAACUCUGGCCCCGGGCCAGUAGAGGUGGAUGGUGCCGUCUGGCCCUCAUUCAGGGCACUAGGGCAGGUUCCGUGCCAGAGUCGGGGCUACACGGGGGGCCUGGUGCCAGGGAGGUGGACUGUGUCAUCAGAUCCUUGCUGGAGAGACACAGGGGCCACCCCGCCUGCCCACCAGGUGGGACUGUGAUCUGUAUCAUUCUGUCAUUGUAAUAUAAAUACAGAUUUUUAUACCUCA